AUGACUGUUAGCUCGAACCGCUCAAUCGCCAUCAUCGGCGUGGGAUCGACCAUGUCCCGCUCGCUUGCCCUUUGGCUCGCAAGUGUAGGAUGGAACAUUGCCCUCGUGUCUCGCUCUGUGAAUAGCCUGUCUAAAAUCGCCGACGAAGUCAAAGCCGCCCAGACAAACGCGGACGCCAAAGUGAUCUACCGUACCGCUGAUGCCGGCAACCCCGAUAGCUUGACAAGCACCCUGGAUUGGUGUGCCCAGCAGUUUUGUGGCAAGCUGGAUGUCUUGAACUACAAUGCCGCCUGUGUCGCCCCCUCGCACAUCACUAAAGUCACUCCGGAGGAGCUGAAUCUCGACCUCCAAGUCUCUGCAGUGGGUACCCUGGUCGCAGGCCAAUGGUUCACCCGCAACGCCAACACCGACAAUAUCCCCAAGGGUGAGUGGCCGCUCUUCUUGGUCACCGGCGGCACGCUCGACAGAGAGCCGCAGAUUUCCUGCUCUUCAUUGUCUGCUGCCAAGGCCGCAUCACAAACUAUCAGCCGUCUCUUUGCCCAGACACUCCCGCAGGAGGCUCGGGUUGUGGUCGGUAUGCCGCUGAUCCGCGCACGCAUUGUUGACCCGGAAACUGGUGGCUACACCGAGGGCUACCAUCCCGAUACCAUCAUCCAAACGGUGUUCAAGCCAUUCUUUGAGGAUCGUGAGAAGCUGCAGGGUGGAGUGGACAACUGA
Molecule: messenger RNA, 717 nt
Organism: Aspergillus luchuensis
Lineage: Eukaryota; Fungi; Ascomycota; Eurotiomycetes; Eurotiales; Aspergillaceae
Exons: 1
Coding region: 1-717 (238 amino acids)
Source: RefSeq, a predicted model, not a curated record